AUGAAUCCGAUGACACAGUUAUACUAUAAAAAGGUGAGCUACUCGCCGUACCGGGACCGCAUCCCGCUGCAGAUCGUGCGGGCCGAGGUAGAACUGUCUGCUGAGGAGAGGGCCUACCUCACUGCUGUGGAGAAAGGUGACUAUGCGGGGGUCAAACAUGCGCUCCGAGAGGCGGAGAUGUACUACAACAUGGACGUGAACUGCCUGGACCCGCUGGGCCGCAGCGCUCUCCUCAUCGCCAUUGAGAACGAGAACCUUGAGGUGAUGGAGCUCCUCCUGAACCACGGGGUCCACACAGGCGAUGCGCUCCUCUAUGCCAUCCGGAAGGAGGUGGUAGGAGCGGUGGAGCUCCUGCUGUCGCACAGGAGGCCCAGCGGGGAGAAACAGGUCAGGUCGAGGUCCGGUGAUACCCAACAUUGCAUUUUCACGCCUAAAUGUAUCCCUUUAUCUGUGUUUUUCCUUUCAUUUCAUUUCCAUUUUACUUUGCCGUAUAUUAAUUUGCAUUUGUACGGAUGCUCUGUUCAGGUCACAAUUCCCCGACCACACCAGAUCCGAUGUGACUGUGUUGAGUGUGUGUCCAGCUCCGAGGUGGACAGUCUGCGACACUCUCGGUCUCGACUUAACAUCUAUAAGGCUCUGGCCUCUCCCUCACUCAUCGCCCUGUCCAGUGAAGACCCCAUCCUCACUGCAUUCAGACUGGGCUGGGAGCUCAAAGAACUCAGCAAGGUAGAAAAUGAGUUUCGUCAGGAGUACGAGGAGCUGUCUCAGCAGUGUAAGCUGUUUGCCAAGGACCUUUUGGACCAAGCAAGGAGCUCCAGAGAGCUGGAGACCAUCCUGAACCACAGAGACAGCGACCAAAGUGAAGAGCUGGACCCCAGACAGUGCCAUGACUUGGCCAAGCUUAAACUGGCUAUCAAAUACCACCAGAAAGAGUUUGUGGCCCAGCCAAACUGUCAGCAGCUCCUGGCCACACUGUGGUAUGAUGGUUUCCCUGGCUGGAGGCGGCGACACUGGGUCGUCAAACUGGUGACCUGCUUAAUUAUAGGACUCCUCUUCCCUGUCUUCUCACUGAUCUACCUGUUGGCCCCUAAGAGCGCUUUGGGCCACUUCAUCAAGAAACCCUUCAUCAAGUUCAUCUGCCACACGGCCUCCUAUCUCACCUUCCUCUUCCUCCUCCUACUGGCCUCCCAGCACAUAGCCAGGACAAACCUCCACAUGCAGGGCCCUCCUCCCACCGUGGUGGAAUGGAUGAUCCUGCCAUGGGUACUGGGCUUCAUCUGGGCGGAGAUAAAGGAGAUGUGGGAUGGAGGCUUUACAGAGUACAUCCACGACUGGUGGAAUCUGAUGGACUUUGCCAUGAAUUCCCUCUACCUGGCCACCAUAUCACUGAAGAUUGUGGCCUAUGUCAAAUACAACUCAUCUCGCCCCCGGGAGGAAUGGGAGAUGUGGCACCCGACCCUGAUAGCCGAGGCUCUGUUUGCCAUCGCCAACAUCUUCAGCUCACUGCGACUCAUCUCCCUCUUCACUGCCAACUCACACCUGGGACCCCUGCAGAUCUCCCUGGGACGCAUGCUGCUGGACAUCCUCAAGUUCCUCUUCAUCUACUGUCUGGUCCUGCUGGCAUUUGCUAAUGGUCUGAACCAGCUGUAUUUCUACUAUGAGACCAAGGCCUCAGAUGAACCCAAUAACUGCAAGGGCAUCCGCUGUGAGAGGCAAAACAAUGCUUUCUCUACGUUGUUUGAGACCCUACAGUCUUUGUUCUGGUCCGUGUUCGGCCUGCUGAAUCUCUAUGUGACCAACGUCAGGGCCCGCCAUGAGUUCACAGAGUUUGUCGGAGCCACCAUGUUUGGGACGUACAACGUCAUCUCUCUGGUGGUGCUGCUCAACAUGCUGAUCGCCAUGAUGAACAACUCCUACCAACUCAUCGCUGACCACGCUGACAUCGAGUGGAAGUUUGCCCGCACCAAGCUGUGGAUGAGUUACUUCGACGAGGGGGGGACCCUGCCCCCUCCGUUUAACAUCAUCCCCAGCCCCAAGUCCAUCUGCUACCUGUUCAUGUGGGUCCAUAACAAGCUCUGCCGGCGGGGUCAGCCAUCCAGCAACGAUACCCACAAAUGCGAGAACCUGCGGGAGUUCACGGAGCGCCAUGCAGACAGCCUGAUACAGAAUCAGCACUACCAGGAAGUGAUCCGUAAUCUAGUGAAGAGGUACGUGGCGGCCAUGAUACGCAGCGCCAAGACAGAUGAGGGACUCACAGAGGAAAACUUCAAGGAGUUGAAGCAGGACAUCUCCAGUUUUCGCUAUGAGGUCUUGGAUCUCCUCGGCAACCGCCGCCCACCCCGUCGACACUACUCUUCUUCCAGCGAGCCAAUGAGAGACGAGGGGGCGAUGACUUCAGAAGACGACAGCGAAUCGGGCGACGGCGGAGGUGGAGGGAGCACAGGUCAGAUGGCGAAGGGCGUGAGCUUCCUGGAAGAUGAUGGGAGAGCCAUGCCCAAAUUUGGUGUCUCCGCCUUGGUGCGCUCUAUUUCUGGAAUGACCCGGGUAGAGAGAGGAGGCAGAGGAGAUGAAGAUGAGGAGGUUGAGGAGGGGGUGAGCAGGUGGGGUGGGGAGGAGGAGGAAGAGGAGGAGGAUGGUAAACCAAAGAGCAAUGGGCUGAAGACGAUCAUUGUCCCUCCAUCCUCCACAACCAUUUUCCCCACCUCCCCCACCACUUCUUCCUCACUCUCCUCAUUCUCCUCCUCCCUGGCUCGCACCAAGAGCCGUCUGCAGCGCCUGUCGGCACCGAGGGCCAAGACGGACUCCUUCAGGCAUCUCUCUUACCUGUUCUCUCGCUCUCAGCGCAAAGCCCCACCCCUGCCUCUCCCCCUUGUCCAAUCCCCUACCUCCUACACUAUCUCUGAUGGUUUGCUCAACCCGCUGGGCGGUCAUGGCAACACUGACUUUGGACUCAGUCAGGUUACUAGAAGCGAGACCCGCCUGAAUGAGGUGGGCCGUCACCCAGUCGACAGCAGCAACCCAUCCCUAUCCUCGCGGAGAACCAAUGGGAGGGACUCGCUACUGACGCUCCCCCUGCCACCGCCGUGCCCCUGCCAAUCCCUGCACUGUGCUUCCAACAUCUCCGAGUCCAGCUCCCGCCUCCUGGACUCGAAUGAGGACGUUUUCGAGGGGGAAGUGGGGGUUGACAGAGGAGGAGAUGGAGGAGGAGGAAGAAGAGGAGGCGAGAUAGGGAGAAGUGGAAAAGGGGGGAUGAUGAUGAUGGGCGGAUGGGUGGGACCCUGUGAGGAUUUCUUAGAGGACAGCUGCGAGGUCAUAGAGGACUCAGUUACCACGCAGCUAUAG
Molecule: messenger RNA, 3342 nt
Organism: Lampris incognitus (smalleye Pacific opah)
Lineage: Eukaryota; Metazoa; Chordata; Actinopteri; Lampriformes; Lampridae
Gene: trpc5a
Product: transient receptor potential cation channel, subfamily C, member 5a
Exons: 17
Coding region: 1-3342 (1113 amino acids)
Biological process (GO): regulation of cytosolic calcium ion concentration; manganese ion transport; calcium ion transmembrane transport
Cellular component (GO): cation channel complex; membrane
Molecular function (GO): inositol 1,4,5 trisphosphate binding; store-operated calcium channel activity; protein binding
Source: RefSeq, a predicted model, not a curated record